AUGGUGUUUGAUUGUCAGAACUACUCGGAGAUAAAGAAGGUUAAGUUGGCAGCAAUUGAAUUCACUGAUUAUGCCAUUAUUUGGUGGGAUCAAUUACUGAUUAAUAGGAGGAGGAAUAGAGAGCCACCCAUGGACACUUGGGAGGAGAUGAAAAUUCUUAUGAGGAAACGUUUUGUACCCAGCCACUAUUAUAGGGGAUUGUAUCAAAAGUUGCAGAGGUUAAAUCAAGGUUCCAAGAGUGUGGAUGAGUAUUACAAGGAGAUGGAGGUAGCUAUGAUCUGGGCUAAUGUAGAAGAGGACAAGGAAGCCACCAUGGCUAGGUUUUUGCAUGGUUUAAAUCGAGAGAUUGCGAAUAUAGUUGAGUUGUCGCACUAUGUUGAGCUGACAGAUAUGGUGCAUCAAGCCAUAAAGGUGGAGGAACAACUCAAACGGAAGGGAUUGGCUAGGAGGGGACAACCUAUGGCUACCACCAGCCUAUGGAAGACAGCUCCAAAAAGGGACGAGCAGCUACAAAAUAAUCCAAAAUUUGUACCCUCGAAUGCCAAGCCACGAUCACCACUUGAGUCAGAGAAUGAGGAAGAAGUAGAUGUUGAUGCCAUGCUACCUUUGGAGGAUACUGAUGAUGAGAAAAAUGAUGUUGUUGGGGAUUUAUUGGUAGCAAGUGUCAUUAUCGAUGGAGGAAGUUGUAAAAAUGUAGCCAGCACUUAUUUGGUGGAGAAAUUGGCCUUAACCACUUUGAAACAUCCUCACCCUUAUCGGCUUCAGUGGCUGAAUGAUUGUGGCGAAAUAAAGGUGACAAGGCCAGUGUUGCUGGCGUUAUCCACUGGCAAAUAUGAGGAUGAGGAGUUUGAAGAUGUCCUUCCCGAAGAGGUACCUUAUGGCUUACCUCCAAUUCGAGGGAUUGAACAUCAAAUUGAUUUCAUUCCCGGUGCAUCCAUUCCAAACCGACCUGCUUAUAGGAGAAAUCCCGAGGAGACCAAGGAGCUUCAGAGAUUUGUAGUUGUGUAUUUUGACGAUAUCCUAAUUUAUAGCAAAAAUGUGGAAGAACAUGUAAUGCAUUUGAAAUCUGUUUUCGAAAUUCUAAGAAAUGAAAAGUUGUUUGCUAACCUAAAGAAGUGCAACUUUUGCACAUAUAAGCUUGUGUUUCUUGGUUUUUUUGUUAGUAAGAGCGGAAUUGAGGUGGACGAGGAAAAGGUGAAGGCAAUCCAAGAGUGGCCAACGCCUACAACAAUCAGCCAAGUGAGGAGGUACCACGGCUUAGCUGGCUUCUAUAGACAGUUUGUGUGUGAUUUUAGUAGCUUAGCCGCCCCUCUUACUGAAGUCAUCAAGAAAAAUGUGCAGUUUAAGUGGGGGAAAGAACAGGAAAAGGCACGGUUGAACAUUGAAAGGAAGACUAAACUAUAUGUCCAUCAAGCCAACAAGGGACGCAAGAAGGUAGUGUUUGAACCAGGAGAUUGGGUUUGGUUGCACUUAAGGAAGGACCAUUUUCUGGAGAAACGACGUGAUGAUUUGAGGACAAAUCCUUCUCAAGAGGGGGAGAAUGAUGCACACCAAGGAGCUGGACAUGCUGAUCAUACAUGUGGGAAUGGAGCUGGAUUUACACUAGACCCUUUGUCACUUCCUAGUGGCCCAAUUACAAGAAACCACUAA
Molecule: messenger RNA, 1650 nt
Organism: Humulus lupulus (European hop)
Lineage: Eukaryota; Viridiplantae; Streptophyta; Magnoliopsida; Rosales; Cannabaceae
Exons: 6
Coding region: 1-1650 (549 amino acids)
Source: RefSeq, a predicted model, not a curated record